AUGGCUUCCGACGAGUUGCUGGGGGAUAUGGCUGCGCUGCUACUGUUGCCUCCUCCUCCGUCGGUUCGUUUCGAGCAGUUUAAAGAUGCUUAUGAGUCGUCAUUAUCUACUGUUUUUGAAAAGCUCGCACAUGAUCUCAAUGGCGUCAAUGGAAUUGCAAUUCUGGACAUAGCUAUCACCAUCCCCGGGCUGCUAUCCCAAAGCUCUGAGCCUCGCGCGAAGAUCUUCCCCAGCCUCCAGCAUUACCUGGCCAAUAUGUACAGACUGAUUGGUAUUGUCAGCGCGGAACACAAUAUUGAGCUGGAUGCUCCGGAUGGCAUUGAUGCUCGGGUAAUCUUCAUUGACAAUCCGGCUGCCUCGGCUGAGCGUUCUGAGGCUCCACGACACGGACCGAUCGUCAAUUUGCAAACGUUGGCGGCCAGCGCACGUCUCUGGAAUUGGAUCUACUAUCCAGACAAUGAUGCAGGCAAAGAGCUAGCAGCAACCUUCGAUGGUAUCUACUCGAAGACCAAGGACGUAAAUGCUGGAACCUUGCAUCCGCUCUCAGGUUCACCCACCUGGUCUUCUUCCGAGCAUUUGCUGUUUCUCGAGCGCGACAGCCCACUGACACCGCACUACUCGGUCGCUGUAGGAGGCACCUUUGACCACUUCCACAUUGGACACAAACUCUUGCUCACUGCCACCGCAAUGGCUUUGGAACCGGUGGAGGAGUUCGACCCCAUCCCAGAACGAAUGUUGAGUGUCGGCGUCACAGGCGAAGCCUUGUUAAAGAACAAAAAGUAUGCUGAAUUUCUUGAAAGUUGGGAAGAGCGCUGUCAGGGCGCCGUGUCCUUCCUCAUGGCGAUAAUGGAUUUCAGCCCUCCAGACAAAAGCGCACCGCGUAUUGAGAGAGUAACGCAACCGGGGCCCAACGGCCAUUAUAUCCUGUUGAAGAUCCGAUCUGGAUUAACACUGAAGCUUGUGGAGAUCUCGGACCCGUUCGGACCUACCAUCACCGACCAGAGUAUCGAUGCCCUGGUGGUUUCGGCGGAAACUCGCUCAGGCGGCGCAGCUGUCAAUGACGAGCGAGCAAAGAAGGGAUGGAAGAGUCUUGAUGUCUAUGAGAUAGAUGUCCUCCACUCUGGAGAGGUUCCCUCCACGGAUGGCGAGAGUUUCGCAUCCAAGAUAAGCAGCACAGAUAUCAGACGGCGUCGGAUGGAAAUGGCCGCUGCCCAGUAA
Messenger RNA from Aspergillus clavatus NRRL 1, 1218 nucleotides. RefSeq names its product putative pantetheine-phosphate adenylyltransferase. Gene Ontology annotation, molecular function: dephospho-CoA kinase activity. The coding region runs from base 1 to 1218 and encodes 405 amino acids. Lineage: Eukaryota; Fungi; Ascomycota; Eurotiomycetes; Eurotiales; Aspergillaceae. The record is from RefSeq and is a predicted model, not a curated record. Gene Ontology annotation, biological process: coenzyme A biosynthetic process. The transcript has a single exon.